GAUAUUAAAGUGACUGAAGCCGAACAGAGUCGUGACCUCUCGGUGACCUCUGACGUGAAAAUGUGGCUCUGUGAUUGGCUGAGCGGGCUUACUUGCGGACAUGUGAAGAUGGCGGCAACGGUGCUGCUGCUCGUGCUCCUGCUCUCUGGGUUCGGGUCCGGGUCCGGGUCCGGGCCGGACUCUGAGCGUGGCAGGAUGGAGCUGCGGCGCGUGCAGAGCCUCGCCGCUCAGCCCAGGUAUGGAGAGUGUUGGGCGCGAGCUCUGGAGCACCUGGACACGCGCUGCAGGGACCUGACGUCAGAGAGCCAGAGCCGGAUCGCGUUGGGCUUCACCAUGUGCCACCUGAGCAGUUCUGCUCUCUGCCAGCUCAGGCAGGGAUUUCCCAUCAUGCCCUGAGGGGUCAGAGGUCAGCAGGUGUACAGGCGCUAUGGACGCCAUCGCCUUUAACGCCUACACCGAGUUCUUCACCCACACGCACUCCAUCUGCCACCACUUGCAGUCUGAAGCCUGGCAGAGCCAAGCGGAGGACACCAUGUACAGGUUAACAGAGAGUUCAGCAGGUGUCGCUGAGCAGCUUCAGUCCACCAGGCAGAUGGCUGCGGAGCUCAUUGAUGCCCAGAGUGCUGCCUUACAGGCCCAACAGGAGAUCCUGAACAAUGGCGAGGAGCUGCGAGUCACCCUGAGAGACUCGACCCAGGGUCUGCGGGCGGUGUUCUCGGAGCUCAGCAGUGUCUCCAGGGCGCAGCAGGUGGCGCUGUCUGAACUCUUCAACAGAGUUUCCUUCCUGCAGAGUUUCCUGCUGACGGAGGCGACGUGUCUGAGCUCCAUCUGCUACAACGCUGCUGCUCUGUGCACUUCCUACCUGCUCACCUCCACCCAACGCUCCUCCAGAGCCAGGUUGGGCUUGUUGGCUCAGGUGUGUUUGAACUUCUACCUGGAGAGGAGGAUCUGUCAGUUUGUGCUGAGCUCUGAUCAUCCUGACCACAAACAUGCAGAGCUCAUCAGUGUGUACGUGAGUGUGUUGCGGAGGUUCAUGGUGUGUGUCGGAGUGUGUGUUUUGCUGUGUGUGUGUGUUCGGUACAGAGAUCCAGUGCAGCAGAACCUGGAGGUCCUGCAGCAGCUCAGAGAGACUCAGAGAGGCCUGCAGGAGGCGCUGCAGCACACAGAGCGUUUCAGGCAGCAGACAGAGAAUCAGCUGCGUGUGAAGAGGAAAUCAGAGUGCAGAAGAAGAGUGGAGACACCCAGACGGAGGAGGGAGAGAACCAGAGAAGAACAACAACAAGAGGCAGAGGAGUCUUCACCCACAGACGGCUCAAACCUGUCUCACCUCUCCCAGAUCGCUCAAGACCUGUCUGACCUGUCACACGCCGGUCAGCACCUGUCUGACCUGUCACACGUUGCUCAGCACCUGUCUGACCUGUCACACGCCGGUCAGCACCUGUCUGACCUGUCACACGCCGGUCAGCACCUGUCUGACCUGUCACACGUUGCUCAGCACCUGUCUGACCUGUCACACGUUGCUCAGCACCUGUCUGACCUGUCACACGCCGGCUGGAGAUCAGACAGUCUUCUCAGCAGCACAGUGAUGAGCUCCUCAGCUGACAUCACCCUGCGGUCCGGCAUUACCCACAAUGCCUCAGUGCAAACCACGCCAGGCGGGCGUCCCCGUGGCUCCUCCCCCUCCCCUCUGGUCUACAGCGUCCUGGUGGAGGACAAACAGCCUCGUUACAGCCUGCGGAGCAGAAGAUCAGAGACUCAUUGAUCAUCUUCAUCUUCCUGUUUGUUUUAAACAAAUUUGAAUAUCAAUAAAACUGAAUUUUACCUUGAAA
Molecule: messenger RNA, 1829 nt
Organism: Acanthopagrus latus (yellowfin seabream)
Lineage: Eukaryota; Metazoa; Chordata; Actinopteri; Spariformes; Sparidae
Exons: 10
Coding region: 428-1762 (444 amino acids)
Source: RefSeq, a predicted model, not a curated record